Phycodurus eques (leafy seadragon) is the source of this 2941-nucleotide messenger RNA. RefSeq names its product La ribonucleoprotein 4B (gene larp4b). The transcript has 16 exons. Gene Ontology annotation, biological process: positive regulation of translation. NCBI's taxonomy places the organism in Eukaryota, Metazoa, Chordata, Actinopteri, Syngnathiformes, Syngnathidae. Gene Ontology annotation, cellular component: cytoplasmic stress granule; cytosol. Gene Ontology annotation, molecular function: mRNA 3'-UTR binding. Bases 724 to 2856 code for a protein of 710 amino acids. The record is from RefSeq and is a predicted model, not a curated record.
CGUUCAAUAUUUAUCAAGCCGAUCGGAUCGGUGUAAAGUCUAGUUUCUGCCCCAAAAAAACUCACUAAACAGAAGUAAUAUUUUCUUAAUGGCAUAAAUCAUAGUGUAAAUAAAUAUGAAAUAUGAACAAAAUAUUGAAACGUAUCAUAUCAUAUAUGAAUAUACAGAGCAAGUACCGGUUCUGACAGGGCCCGCCACUCAAAAAGGCUUACUGUCGGACCCAGGCCUGAUUGUCCUAGUUAAUAAUGAUUAGUUCUCGUUUAAAUAUUAGUUGCCUGGAGAUAGUCAAGUGUUGUGUAUGUCGAUAGGUUAAAAUGUUUGAUUUGAUAAUUGUCUUAUCUGUUUGGGACAGCUGGAAUCCCACCAAAUGCGCAGUGUUUUUCUUUUCCUGCACUCAUUCAAAUCAAUGUGAGAACAAAGCCAUAUUGACUCACUGGGGGGGUGUAUUGAUUGAUUGCACAAUGAUCUACUGUGGUUUUGUUUUGUUUUUGUUUUUUAUAGUGCAAAGGUAACAAAGACCACCAUGCAAGACUUUUAUUUUUUGCAGAUUUGGGGUUGUUUUCUUGUUGUUAUGAGCCAUCGGUGAGCAAACUUUGCCUUGAUUUUUGUUGUUGUUUUUUUUCCUUUUUUCUUUUGUGUUGUUUUGUUUCUCCCUUGCGGUGUGCCAUAGCCUCCUCGGUGCCACACACACGUCUCCCUGAGGAGCCAAGAAGCAGACGGCUCAUGACUUCUGACCAGGACACGAAGGUUGUCGCUGAACCACAGGUGCAGCAAGUACAAGAGGCCAAGGACAACGCUCAUUUGGAAUCCGCAAAGGUUUCAGACCUCAACCCCAAUGCGAAAGCAUGGGCCAACCACAUGUUUAGCCUGGACCCUAGUGGUGGUGCUGACAACUGCACUGCACCCCUGCAGCCAUGGAAGGACGGCUGCGAGACCUCAGCCCAGCAUGGCCCACAAGGCUACGAAGCCAGUGAAGAGGACAAGCCUUUCAAGGAGCCCCUACUAACCGACCCGGAUGAGCCUCCGCCAGUCCCAGUAAUGUUGGCCCAGUCUCCCGCCUCGGCCGCGCCAGUCACCCUGGAGCACUCGGAGCCAGCCUACCCAGAAUUUCCAGAGCUGGGGCCACCUGCUCCGACAGUCAGUGAUCCCCAGCUUGAGAAUCUCCAGGAAGGAUUGAGGGAUCACCUGAAGAAAACCCUUGAAUUCUGUCUUUCCCGGGAGAACCUGGCCAGUGACAUUUACCUCAUCUCCCAAAUGGACAGCGACCAGUACGUGCCAAUCGUUACGGUGGCCAACUUGGAUCACGUCAAAAAGCUCAGCACAGACAUGGAGCUCAUCGUGGACAUUUUACGCUCUCUGCCUUUGGUCCAGGUAGAUGAGAAAGGGGAGAAGGUGCGACCCAAUCAGAACCGCUGCAUCGUGAUCCUCAGAGAGGUCCCCGAGAGCACACCCAUUGACGAGGUGGAGGCUCUUUUUAGAGGAGACAGCCUACCUAAGUUUAUCAACUGUGAAUUUGCCUACAACGACAACUGGUUCAUCACCUUUGAGUCAGAAGCAGAUGCACAACAGGCAUAUCAGUACCUCCGUGAAGAGGUGAAAACCUUUCAAGGGAAGCCUAUCAAGGCAAGAAUAAAGGCGAAGGCAAUCGCUCUGAACACUUUCAUGCCAAAGAACGGUUACCGGCCAGUGGAGGUGAAUCCGUACGCUCAGCAGCGCUAUACCACGUCCUACUACAUCCCGCCUGUGUACAGCCCACAGCAGCAGUUCCCCCUGUACAGCCUCAUUACGCCCCAGGCCUGGUCGGCCACACACAGCUUCAUAGACCCCACGCUGGUUGCUCCAUUUCACAACAACCAGUUCCUCAAUGGAUUUACAUCGGCCAGUUUUAAACCAGCGACUACUCCCCUCACUGUGAGACACCACUCACCCAGGACCAGGAGUCACAGCAAGCCGCACCUGAGGGCGACCCUCCCGGCCGCGGACCGCACGGGGCUCCUGGACAGCCCCGGUCUCUUCCCCAGCUUCCCCAGUGACAGACUGAACGGCGUCCGCUGCAGCCCACCCACGCGCUUCCCUGUUAGCCAGCCCAGAACCAGGUUACCCUCUGCCACCGCCGCCUUUCCCCGCCGGGAGACGGCGGGCACGGGCCGAGUGUCCGACUUCACUGCCACAGACUACUCUUCCCUGGGAAUGGGCAGAGGAAGGAAAAAGAGGGAUGAAAAGUUUACACGAGUGACACCUCAAUCGCCUCCGCCGCCACCUCCACCCAAACCUCCAUCUCCGAGCUUCGAGUUGGGCCUGUCCAGCUUCCCUCCUUUGCCCGGUGCUGCCGGACAUCUCAAGACAGAGGACACGUUUGACACCCGGCUGGCCAGCAGUGUCGUCAUCGCCCCGUCGCCCAUGAAGGACAGAAAUGUGAGCGUCGACUCCAGUCCUGGAGGAGCCCCCUCCUCGAUUGGCCCCAAAGAGCAUCUUCGGACUCCCACUUCCUCCUCUUCCUCCUCCUCCUCGUCGUCCUCUCAAAUUACCCAUGAGCCUCAUAUCUUCGCCCACUACGCCCACCCCCGCUGCGGCCUCCACCUGGAUCCCCACCGUGUGCCCACCACUGCCUCCCUCCAUUCCAGCAGCGGAAGCGCGGGUUGUCGAGGUGAAGCCCAAGGAGGUGCAGCUGUCUGUGGAGCGAGUUCCCGGUACUCUGUCUACCGCCAGCAAGUCAGUGCAAGUCAACGGCGCUGCAACGGAGCAGAGGAAGCCUUCCUACGCCGAGAUUUGCCAGCGGGCAAAGGAGACACCCGCACCGACACACCCACCCGCCCCCAAGGAAGCCAAGCCUGCAGGUGCUGCCCCCGCAGGUGAGGAGAGGAAGUGCCUCGACAUCUCAGGCCCGGGCGGCGAGGCGACCAAGAACAGAGAGACAUGCCUCCCGUCCACCAAAUUGGCC